ACAAUAUUGACGUCAUUUCCAUACGACCUUGUCUGCUGUCCCUCAUGUCAUAACAUGGUGGUCUGUGACCAGAAUUCUAUGGGGAUUACAUUAUUUCUGAUUUAGCUGGACUAAAAUUCGAGCCAGGCGGAUUACCCUGCAGAAGCGAUGCCUCGCUACGAGCUCGCCCUGAUCCUGAAAGCGAUGCAGCGGCCUGAGACGGCGGCGGCUCUGCGGCGAACCGUGGAGACUCUGAUGGAGCGCGGCGCCGUGGUGAGAGACCUGGAGAACCUGGGAGAAAGACUCCUGCCCUACAAGAUGACCAAACACAACCAGAGGCACUCCCGAGGCUCCUACUUUCUAGUCGACUUUUACGCAGCUCCCAGCAUCCUCAAUGGGUUGUUGGAUCACCUGCACCGUGACGUGGACGUGGUGAGGCCCACUGUGCUGAAGAAGGAUGAGCAGGUGUCCACCAGCACCACCACCUGCUGCGGGGCCCCGCAGUAGCUGCACUGGACGGGCUGAGGGGUUCUUCCGGACUUCCUGUUUUCACUUCUCCUGAACACAGUGACCCAUCACACGCUGACCCUUUUUUUCUUGCUGUUGGUCUGUUGCACCGCAAUUUUUAAUAAACUAAGCAAUAAACAAUUAUUUUAUUUUUUUGUAAGUCAUA
Messenger RNA from Oryzias latipes (Japanese medaka), 652 nucleotides. It is a transcript of the gene mrps6, whose product is annotated as mitochondrial ribosomal protein S6. Gene Ontology annotation, biological process: translation. Gene Ontology annotation, cellular component: mitochondrial small ribosomal subunit; ribosome. The record is from RefSeq and is a predicted model, not a curated record. Gene Ontology annotation, molecular function: structural constituent of ribosome; small ribosomal subunit rRNA binding. NCBI's taxonomy places the organism in Eukaryota, Metazoa, Chordata, Actinopteri, Beloniformes, Adrianichthyidae.